AGCAAAAUGAGCAGAUGGAAACUUUGCGUCCGCUUUCUCUUCUGCGCGACAACCCUCGUGUUGGGCAAGAGCAGUAGCCCUUCCUCGAAUGUGGGUGCUCGAAACUCGGAGGGUCGCUUCGUCGGCUUCAUGGGCAAAACGAACAGACCGAGCUCUGGUCAGGCGUUUGUCUCUGGAAACGAAGUAGUUGUGCCACGAAAUUUCCACAGCACACCGCAAAGAGAUACGACUCGCGAACUUGGAGGUCAUGUUGAUGCUGGUAUCACGACUGCAGAGAUGAGUGACGCGGUUACUGGGGGCAACGACACGGAAAACAGCCCAGCUGAAGCUCUUGAUGAAUCAGUUGGUCUUGUGUUUAGUCCAACAUGCUCAACAGCGACCCCUAGGAGCAUGCAAGGCCAUUCUCCUGCUGGUGGCAUCGGCGGAAGGACUCCGGAUGGACGCGUGAUUCAAUUUUUUGGGAAAACGAAAGUCGUAGUUCCGCGGCUACGAGGACCUAGCACUUGUACCCAACAAAGUGAAACUUCUGUUGCAGCUACAACAACAAUGGGCACAUCGGAUGGCGAUAAGCAGGAUCAUGGUGGUGAAGAUCAUGUAGCUACAUCUUCUACUUCCAGUACCUAUCGUGAUGUUGCUGGUGGUGGGCUUUUCUUAACAACUGCUGGUCCUCCUGAACAAAACCUACCUUUGGAAAUGGAAGGUCUUGAAGAUCCAGAGGGAGCGGGAUUGGAACUAAUAUCUUCAGAUCCCCAAGAAGGGGAAAAAACGAAAGGCAAGAAGUACGUAUCAGUGAAACACGCAGAAAUUGGGAAAUUUUUGCAUGAAGCAAGCAGUGUGGGACUGGUUAUGCAAGCGUUACCGAAACCAGUUCAAACCCUUCUUCUCGUAACCUUGUCCUACGUUACAGCUAUGGUUCUCUCUGGCUUCGCUCUGGAGGACCAGUGGCGGGCCGUGGAGGCGAGCAGCACCAUUAAUCGAGACGGCAAGACGACUGUCAUUGAAGGCAGAGGAAAUGCGGAACAAGUUCCCGAAAGUGAACUGACGAGACUGAAGCGCGGUAUGCUACCGCACGGUGAGUUUUGUUUUGACCAUGCAGUUUCUUUGUCGUCCUCGUGGCAUCACCUCGUCGAGUUGGACGAGGAUGAUAAGAAAAUCCAGGCUUUUCUGGACGAAAGAGCUACAAACAAGGCCGAUUUCGAUGGUGCCGUUGAAAUUCUGAGUUCGUUGGCUGCGGGUGAAGUUGUGGAGACGUCUACUACUGCUACAUCCAGUGGAGGUUCUCAGCAGCAGGAGCAGCAAAAUACAGCACGAGGACCGGCUCGCAAGAUGAACUCGAACCUCCUCAGCAAACUCAGUUUUACUGCUGCAGAGGAUGCCGUGGAAAAGAUUCGCGAAGAGAGCUGGGAAACGUUUUGGCGCGACAUCUUUCCCGAGGACAAAGUGGCGGCUUUUUUUCAGCGACUUACUCACGAGGCAACAAGGGCUUUGGAGACACAGGCAUCCUCGACCGACUCCGAUAAACAAAAAGGCGAAGGCUCCACUUCCAACACCGAGAAAAAGGAACGUGACUUGGCAUUAUGGUUGGCUUUUUUCUCAUUUCUCAGAGUGGUUAUAUGUUGUCAUCUCUCAGAAGAGCAUGCGCUUCCCUGUAUUCAUUUAAUUCGAAAAAUACAGAGAAGAAUCUAUACCCGAGGCGACCGUAUUGUGUUGGUAAUGAAGAAGUCAAAGUAUUCGUAGAAGGAUUUGAUUAACGUGAGCACCACCGCCACUCUCUAACUACAAAGGCUUCGUUAAGGAUGUUGAGGUCGCUGCCUUGGAUCUUCGAUCAGGAAAAGGCAGGCAGCAUGACAGCCCGAGAUUGGUCCGAGCAAAUACAACCACUGUGGGAGUCCUAUAUGGAUACACUCGCCAAAUUCUCUGACAGGACAAUCAUGGAUGGACAGAAGAAAGAAGAGCAGCGCACGAUGGAACUGAAAGCAGAGGAGCACAUGAUGAAAGACGACGCAGAUAUGUCAAACAGUGACUCACCUGAGGUCGAGCAUGCAGUUGAUGAAGAAGUCGAUGAAGUUGCUUCCUUGGAGAAGGAGUUCAUGAAAUUGAAGCUGACCACCUCGAACGAGUACCGAAUGAUGUACUUCGCUUCAUUGAAAGAACUACUGAAGCCUUUCCCGGACUACCUCUUCUGUCUUUUUUAUGGUUUGGAUUCUGAGUGACAGUGGUACAUGUUAGAACAAAUAUCCCACUUGAUAUUUUUUCGAUUUUGAGGAUAAUCGGUUCGACGAUACUGCCUCUUGAUAUAAUGGACAAAUGUGAUGUUCAUCUUGACGUUAACCCCCCAGUCUGUCCUCCGCACCGUCGUGUUUGAGUCACACUUCGGUGAUGCUGAGCUUCCCCGCUGCUAAUAAUGAGCCUCAAACUUCGGCUUUGGAGUGUACCAAGGGACGAAUCCCAUUCCGGAAGAAGUUCAAGUGCAGAUCGAGGAAAGCAUUCGACAACUACAAAACGAUCCCUCUUUUUUUGGCGAUGUGCAAGCCACAGUUCUCGGUCGUCUGUGGAGGAAUACUUAAGGCCUAAUAAACCAGGAAUGUCAGUACUGUAAGAUGACUUAUUCCGUUCGCGGUUUGUCUCUUAUAGAAUGAGCAGAUUUUGAGUUUUCUGCGGUACACUUUCUUAAUCCUUUCGCGGUUUCUAAAUGUAUUGCACUUACGACUUGCCUCACGGGGUGCAUUGUACUUAUCAUUACUACCCUAGGGUCGGUUUAGGGUCUUUAUUUGCUUAACGAAACGACCUUAAGUACAACAGAUUUGAUUUCUGGCGCAUCGUUGGUCGGCGGCCUACCUCUAAAGUCCGGAGCUGUCGCAGAGUCGCUGGCUCGAUUCGCAAAUUAUCCAGAUACACGCUUCGAAAUUAGAAGGGAUUGAGGGAUUGCAACGGCAAGGUCCGCCUGCCAAGCAGAGACGCGGAACGGACACGGAAGCGCUAUCGCGCUUUGUAGCGAGCAAAAUCUACAACACCUUGAAAUUACGGCUGGGUAGUUUUAUUUAGCGUUCUUGGUCUCUCACGUCCUCUGCCGUGGCGUUUCUUCUCUAGAAUGAAAUUUUAUUUCCUACAAGCACAAAGGAAGGUAGAAAUAACGUCGAUCAUAUUUUCAAACGGCAACACGACCAGAAAACUGCCUCCUUCUAACACGGGGAAUGUACGAAAACCUGAGGUGGCCUAAUUACGACCCGAACCGUCAUGACUUCGAUGCAACCUUCGGAGAUCGAUAUUCGGUGGGAUCCCCUCAAUUCCAGAAAGAAUUAGGCAGACGAGCAGAAGAGCACGCCAUGGAGGUCUAUUUCAAUGUCGUUCUUCCUUUAAGACGAAGAGAAACCACUAAUAAAAAUGAUGCCUACGCUCAAGAGUUGCUUCCUAGAGGUUUUCUCAUACUCAUCUUUCGCAUUGUUCGUGAGCAGGGAUGAUCAUUGAAGCAAGUAUUAUUCAACUUCUAAUAUUUGACCUUGUCCGUAGUUGGCAGCACAACAGCAAUGUAGCCCUCUCUGCAGCAGCUUGGGCUUUGAGAUUGCCCGACUCAGUUUCGCUCGGAAGAUGUGGAUCCCCUUUAGACCUUGUGCGUCCGCGACCCUCCCAAUUUUUGGACGAUGGGGACGUCGUCAAAGGCAUGAUAGAUGGUAUCCUUUCACUUCGUCCUUAAACGAUCUAAAAUUUGUUAAACACUCUUCGCUGAUGCUCCGACCAUUUAGAAUUCACAUCUGUGAGUCGUGGUCGUACAUCAGCGCACAACAGGUGCGGUUUUUCUGGUAUAAUGAAAAGUUACUGCGACUAGGUAUUGCAGGCACACUUUCCACUACUACAAAGGAACAUUCAAGCUUGAUUUUUGAUGGAUAAGAACAACAAUAUCUAUAACAGGGAAGCAGUUGCAAUUGCAUGGAAUGCAGAGGUUUCGACCGUUCUCGAGUAAUAUUUUGUCGCAUUGGCCCACUAUUAAUUCGCACUUUUGGUUCUUCAAGAUCUAUUUUUACGCCUACCCUGAUACCACGCGGAUGCGCCGAUCGCCAGACGACAAGGACAAACCAAUGGUGCUCCUAGCUACUCAAGCAAGUAGAUAAAUAUAUAGAUGAUUCGCACAAAUGGUUUUUACACUGAUUUUCUACGCUGAAGAUUCACGUGUCCUCAUGAAUAUCAUUCUCAUCAUGUAACAGGAAAGGAGCACAUUGAAGUAUUUCGUAACCUCUUAAUCUUAAACACCAGCUUUUCGCGCAUGAUUUUUUGAUCGGCGUGGAAAAUCCGCAGAGUCCGUUUGACGGUAGAGUUUUCAAGUAUUUUGGCACGUAUUUAAUGGGAUUGGGGCAGAAAAACAGAGCCGGCAUUGAAGUCUACGACAAGGAGAAUGCACGUGACCUCUUAUCGCUCUUCCGCACCCCGAUCGAAGAACAUCACUCAAGAGCAGUGUCGGAGCACGCGGAUGAAUAUCAGGAGCACGGCGGAGCAGAACAUAUUGAUUUGGAGGUUAGUGGAGGACAAGUGAAGGAUGGUCUCUUUUUUCGACAAGCGAACGAAGAGAACGAGAACCGUGUGCUCAGCUUCGAGGAAGUAGCACUUCUAGAACUGCAUCAGAACGACCACGAGAAUUACAGAUCUUCCUCUCACGGAGAACGACGACAACAAGCAUUGACAGUCGACGAACGACGACUGCGUGACUACGAAGUGAGACAAACGUGGAAGGGCAAAUGGAAUCGCGAAUUUUUCAAAAGCGAAAUUCCUGAACAGGACUUAGCAGUUUCUGGUAUCGGCUUCCCAAUCAUCGACUCAGUCUACGUCAUGAAAAAAGCUUCCCCUGCGACUGCGUCUUCUGCCGGAACGUGUUCUUCUGCUUCGGGAACAUGUACUUCCUCUUCGGGAUCAGGAGGAAAAUGAGUGGUGCGACUACUUGUAGAACAUCAAGGUAGGGAAGGAACAUGUUGUAGUACAACUACUAGAACAUCAAAGUACGGAUUCCCCUACCAGGGAAGGAAGAUGUAGUACAACAACUAGAAGAACAUCGCUAGAGUAGGUUUCUACGGUAUUCAUGACACGCGAGUUCAAGAGGAGCAAACAUGAUGAUCAAAGUCGACAUGUAGUACGAAUUCCUCGGGAAGUUCUUUCUCGGAGGAAUCAUUUGGAGAAGAGAAAGGAGUUAUUUUAGAGCUACUAGAAGGACGUGACCAAAGGCAACAUAUAGUGCUGUCUUUGGACAGUCCACCUUCUUAAAAAAGUCAUACGAAGUACAAAUUGAUGAACGUGAGGAACGACGACAUCAAAUGAAGAACAGAGAGGGAAGAACUAGAAGCACAAGUACUGUACCACAAUGACUUGUUUCCUUGCCGUUUGAUGCCUUUCGAGUCGAAGUUUUAAGUCGAUCUUUAAGCAGCAGAGUACUUCAUAUCGACUGCAAAUACGACAGCAUUCAUCUGCAGGUGGAUGCCGUGAAAGUCCAUCCGCUUGCUACCACAGACGAAUUAUAAGUGUGGAGAGGGAUUGACAAGCAAGUGCAAAAUUGAGAUAGCUUUACCGGAUGCAGAAGAAUAAACAUCUAACCUGAUGUUUUUAUAAACAUAAGGAUGAACGGGAACUUCUGCUUUAGCAUUUUCAUUUUUUGUUGUACAAAGAUUUGGCGUUUUUGUUUCUGCCCGCGCUGGCGGGUUGUGCCUGGAAAAAAAGUAUGGACCUAGUGUUUCGAGCGGGUAGGAAACAUGAACAGAUUUUUGAAGAUCAGAAACUGAGUCGCAUAUAGAAAUAUGUCGCUUUAAAGAUGAGCCCUGGCGAGUAGAUGAUCAUCUUCAAAUGAUAAUGAGCCACAAGAUUAAACUAAUGACUUCUUCUAUCAGAUGUAAGAAGUGGUGCUUGCCGGCAUACAGCCUAUUUGAGGGAAUCGUGGCUGCUCUUCGUGUCACGAACUGCGAUGUCAGGAGCAUAC
Messenger RNA from Amoebophrya sp. A25, 5956 nucleotides. NCBI's taxonomy places the organism in Eukaryota, Dinophyceae, Syndiniales, Amoebophryaceae. The record is from the annotation of a GenBank genome assembly.